AAUGGUUGGUUCCAGUCUCUGGCUGUUUGAGUCAACAUGGCGGCCCGUUGCUUAGUACAAAUUGUUAUAAGAUUCUAACCUUAAUUAAACAAGCGUCUUACUGAUUUAUUGUUUAUCGUACACACUUGUUUGCAUACUUUAUAUAUUUACACACCGAUAAACAUGUCGGAUUCGGAGGAAGAGAGUCAGGAGCGGCAGCUGAAGAUGGUGUUAAUCGGAGACGGAGCUUCAGGAAAGACGUCACUCGCCACUCGUUUCGCGCAGGAAGCUUUUGGGAAGCAGUACAAACAGACGAUAGGGCUUGAUUUCUUCCUCAAGAGAAUCACACUACCAGGAAACCUGAAUGUGACUCUGCAGGUGUGGGACAUUGGAGGACAAACGAUUGGAGGAAACAUGCUGGAUAAAUAUGUAUAUGGAGCUCAUGGUGUCUUAAUGGUGUAUGACAUCACCAAUUCUCAGAGUUUUGAGAAUCUAGAAGACUGGUACGGUGCGGUGAAAAAAGCAAAUGAAGAGUCAGACACACAACCUGUUAUAGCACUGGUGGGCAACAAGAUUGAUCUGGAGCACAUGAGGACGGUAAAACUGGAUAAACACCAGCGUUUCUGCCAGGAGAAUGGCAUCAUCAGCCAAUUCGUAUCAGCCAAGACUGGAGACUCGGUUUUCCUCUGUUUUCAGAGAGUGGCAGCUGAGAUUCUGGGAAUUAAACUGAAUAAAGCAGAAAUAGAACAGUCCCAGCGGAUCGUUCGAGCUGAGCUGGUGGAUUAUUCUCAAGAAGAAGCAUCAGUUAAUCACGGGACCAAUCAGAGCAAGAUCUGCUCUGUUCAAUGACAAAAGAAGGGUGGUGAAGGCCGACAUAGUAAACUACAGUCAGGAAUCGGUGGCUCGGACAGUCAACGCUCCACGCAGCUCCAUGUGUCUUAUACAGUGAUCGACACAGCAACAUCUUUCUUUCUUUCUUUCUUUCUUUCUUUCUUUCUUUCUUUCUUUCUUUCUUUCUUUCUUUCUUUCUUUCUUUCUUUCUUUCUCUCUCUCUCAAUUUAUUAAGACACUGCAACCAGCAAAAUGCCACACACACACACACACACACAUGUAUACAUAUACACACACACUUAUUAUUUUGUUAUCUCGUUGUGUGUGUGUGUGUGUGUAGGUCUACAUCAGUAGAUUUCAGCAUUUGUAAAUGCCACUUUCCUAAUAUGCAUGUCUAUAAUAAUAAAAGUGUUUAGGGGAAAGUAAAAACGUGUGCGUGUAUGUGUGUGUGUGUGUGUGUGAAACUGAACCAUGCUAGCCGUUUACGCUUUCUUUAUUUUGCCAAUUUAAGAUGGAUUGCAUGAGCAGAUCUUCACACUUUUUUUCCCCCAGGAAUAAUGGAGUGUGUGAGGUGACAACACUGGCUGUGUCCCAAACGCUAGUGUUUGAUUCUUAUUAGAAUCCACUCUCAAAUAUUUGGGUUUAGUUUGACACUUUUUUUUUUUUUUACGUAAGUAUUGCAGCCUGCCAGCUAUUCGGCUGUUUAGUGGUUGCAGUAUGAUGUAUGACCUCCAGUUGUGUUACUGGGAACAACUUAAUGAAAGCAAUGAUGAGGUGAGAACGCCGAGAUUGUCCUGACGCUUAUAAGCUAGAACGGAUACGACAUCAGGCAGCUUGCUAAACCAGCUGUUAUAGCCAGAAAACUAAAUAGUACAAGCUAACUGCAGUAUGCUAUCCAUGACGGCGUCAUUAGUAGAGAAUUUAGUAGUAGAGUAGUAAAUAGUAGAGAACUUGUAAUUUCCAACUUGUAAUUCCACCACUACAUGAAUGCCCUGCAACUAUUUAAUUAAAAACAGUCAUGAAGCUACUUCUUGAUCUUAACACUAAUACUCCUGCACUGCAUUAUGGGUAAAAAACCAAACCACACAAUCCACCAGCCACCAGCUUAACCAUAACCAUAUGAACGAUGUCAAGUAUGUAAAGUAACUAUUAUCAAGUUUUAUCAGAAUGACCGAUGAUGGUAAGAGCUCUCAGAUGCUCAGGCUAAUUAGCAGUGGAUAUUAAAAUAAUUAAAGCGAUGAUGAUGAUGAAAUAUGAGAAUGCAGCUAGAUUGAUAGACGUAUACUCGGUGCUGGAUUUCUGAGAGCUUUCAGCUGUGAAAAGUGUGUGUGUGUGUGUGUGUGUGUGUGUGUGGAGUACCUCAAAAGCUUCUUUGUGAACCAAAAAAUGAUGAGACCAAGGAUUUCAUCAACUAGGUGAUUUUUAUUUUACUCUUUCUAAAUGACUUUUCAUUCCAUUACCAAAAUAUUCCAGAAAUAUCUAUAAAAGAGGGACUUUUAUUUUUCCAAAUAUAAUAAAGUCUAGAUUUAUUCCAGAUUACAGUGAUGACCAAAUUAUUUUUUUUAAUUUUUUUUUUUAAUUUUUUUUUAUUAUAAAAACAAUUUGGGGAAUUUUUUUAUUUUAUAAACUUUAAUAAUAUAAAUAGAACCAUAGCAUCAUAAGGUAUUCUUUUAAGGAAUCUUUUUUUGUUUUUUUAUUAACAAACAUUUGUGUAUAAACUGUGUUCAUCAAAUAUGAGACCUACAUUUACACGUGAUAAAAGGGUCUCAGAAUCAACAUUUCGUUUCGUUUUUUAUGUUCACAACUUACAAAAUCUACAAAACAUCUGGAGAAAUAUAUUUUGUACAAAAUAUUCACACAUCAUUGACUUUUAAUUUACAGGCUAAUCUAUCCAACCAUUUUCUAUACCCGCUUUAUUCAUAAUUAGGGUCACGGGGAACACGCCACACAUUGGGCGAAAGGCAAGGGUACAGGUUGCCAGUCCAUCACAGGGCCACACAACCACAUACACUCAUGGGCAAUUUAGAAUUACCAAUCAACCUAACGUACAGGUUUUUGGACUGUGGGAGGAAACCAGAGUACCACGCAGGCACCGGGAGAACAUGCCGACUCCCCACAGAAAGGUCCCUGCCUGUUCGAACGCGGGAUUCAAACCCAGGACCUUCUUGCUGUGAGGCAACAGUGCUAACCACUAAGCUACCGUGCUGCCUCAAGCUAAUCUAUUUGUAAGCCAAUUUUUUUUUCAACCAGCCUGUCUAUAUUAAUAAAAUUCACUUCUUUCAGUUCCAAACUCUCGUAAUGUCUACAAAGAACUUAUAUUUUUUGUUACACAACAUUAAUAAUGAAUAACAAGUUUUGUUAUUCACAAGUUUUUGUUUUCAUUUUUUUAAAAUCUUCAAACUUGUACCAAUUUUCAUUUAUUUAUGUACAAACCAUAUAACAUUCCACUAUUUUAUUAUUUUUUUUGUUAAAUACACAAAAUAUAAUAUCUAUCUACUAAGGACAUUUCCAAACUGUAAACUUUUUAAAUCAGAAUUUUACUCAAAUUAAAUAAUUCAUUUUUUUAUUAUUAUUUUUAUUAUUAUUAUUAUUAUUAGUUAUAUUUGUAUGUUGCAGUAUAUAGAUGAGAUUCUGUGAUCUGAUGCUGAUGUCAAAUUAUUUGUGUAUUUGUGCUUCAGAUGCAUUUCUUUAAACGGAAAUAUAAAGUGGUAAAUGGAUCCCAGUGACUUUGUCCUGUGUUGAAAAUAUAAUGUAUAUUUAGCAAAGUCGACUCUUAUUAAAGUGUUCAAUCACAUCGCCUU
Hemibagrus wyckioides is the source of this 3611-nucleotide messenger RNA. RefSeq names its product RAB28, member RAS oncogene family (gene rab28). The transcript has 8 exons. Lineage: Eukaryota; Metazoa; Chordata; Actinopteri; Siluriformes; Bagridae. The record is from RefSeq and is a predicted model, not a curated record. Gene Ontology annotation, molecular function: GTPase activity; GTP binding. Gene Ontology annotation, cellular component: endosome; Golgi apparatus. Bases 163 to 828 code for a protein of 221 amino acids.